AUAAUUAGUUCUCAAACAUAUUUUAACUGCGAAUCCAAAAAAUUCAAGAAGAGUCGGACCUGCAGUUUGCUGUUGACAUGAUGGGCAUCAAAGAAUCGGACACGAAGAACGCCCUGAACCUUGAAGAUGCAGACCUGAGCUCAGCAGAAGGUCUCGAGGCGCUCGGCGCAGCAGUUAUAAAAAAAAUUCGUGAUACUGAUAGACUAGAGAAGAAGACCUAUUAUGCUACCUUCCUAGAGAGCUUCUGCAAAGAACUAUGCGCUAAUUUGGAGUCUGAUGACUUGAGUAAAGUGACGGCAUCAUUAAAGGCUCUUUUCAACGAGAAGCUCAAAGCCAACAAGCCUAUUAAGGGCAAGAAAAAAGCUGGAGAUAAAGCAAAGCUUAACACCAUCAAGAAAACGCCUGGUGACUUUACCGACCAAUACAACGACAUGGCCGACUACGACGACUUCAUUUGAAGAGUUGAUACGCCGCAAGUGCUGGAGAGACUCGUGUCGUCUAAUGAAUUGCCUUUCACGUGAUGAUCGAUGUUUAUCCUGCUAUUGGUUGUUGCCUUAAUUAAUAAACACGUUAAGUGCGGGACGACCCACGGGUGGGUGGCAGGGUCUUUUUUCAAGAUAAAUUCCGCGAUUUAGUUUUUUUUU
This is a messenger RNA of Hyalella azteca, 644 nucleotides long. It is a transcript of the gene eIF3j, whose product is annotated as eukaryotic translation initiation factor 3 subunit J. The transcript has 4 exons. Gene Ontology annotation, cellular component: eukaryotic translation initiation factor 3 complex; cytoplasm. Lineage: Eukaryota; Metazoa; Arthropoda; Malacostraca; Amphipoda; Hyalellidae. Gene Ontology annotation, molecular function: translation initiation factor activity. The record is from RefSeq and is a predicted model, not a curated record. Bases 78 to 458 code for a protein of 126 amino acids.